AUGGCUGAUCCUACUGAGAAUAAAACCAAAAUUUCACUAAAGGUAAUUGUGCACAAAGAGAAGAAGAAAGUGAUAUUUGCGGAAGCUGGGAGCGAUUUUGUUGACAUUCUUUUUGGCCUCAUGACAUUGCCUUUGGGUACAAUUGCCAAGGCCUUAGGAAAAUGUGAAGAUCAAAAGAUUGAGGCGCUUGGAAACUUAAAAAACUUGCACCAGAGUCUAGUGGAUCUUCCUACGAGUUACUUUUCGUCUGAAGAAACCAAAUUCCUGAUGCUUAAUCCGAGAAGCUCAUCAUAUGAGCUCUACAAAAAGCUGAAACUCAACAUAGAUGACACUGACCCUCCCAAAUACUUUGUCUGUCAAAAUUCGAUUUGUAUUCGAUCUUAUAGUAUUGCAUAUUUUAGCAGUUGUAGUUUUGCUAAAUGCAAUGAUUUUCGUGUGAUGCCAAAUACAUCAACCUCUAUCCUUCAAUUGCUCAGUGAACACGGAAUUACCGACUCUAAUCAUUUAGAGGAGCGGACCAUAACUAUCCAUCUUGAACAGAUUCCCAUCCUUUUGAAUUCUGCAUUAGCAUUCAAAUGUGGCUUGAGUUACUUAGUGUUUUCUCGCAUAAAAGCUGAAGAAGAUUUUGUUGACUUUCUUUUUGGUUUCUUGGUUAUCCCUUUAGGAACAAUAAUUGGCAAGUUGAUGAAUGGUAAUACUUGUGUUGAAAGUUUGGUCAACCUGUAUGCACGUAUUUCGAAUAUGAUUGUGGGAAAAGGUUUUAAGUCAGCAGAUGUCAAGGAUAUGCUUCUUAAACCUCUAUUGGAGCAAAAGAAUCUUCCACAGAACCAGAUUUUUCCCCUUGAUAUUUCAAACGGCUUUAAGUUAUACCUUUAUACCUAUUAUACUCGUUCUAGUUAUUGUGCUUAUAUUACAUCUACUACUAUACGUGAUUAUUAUAGAUCAGAAGAAAAGUUUCUAGAAUUGACCUAUAAAAAUCCCCAAGGAGGAUUUUUGAAGUCUUCUGCGAAGUUUAUGUUGAUGGAUGAUCUUGUCGUAGCGCCUUCAUCUUCUUUUUCAACCAUCGCAUUACUAAAUAAGUUGAAAGUCCCAUUCAACGAUAUUGAGGAACAUGAAUUAAGUAUCGGCAUUGAAGAGGGUUUGAAGAUUUUGAAAGCGUCACUGAAAUCUUCGUCACACUGUUUCUCGACUUUGACAGAUGAUUUACUCAAAGGAAAUGAUCGCAAACGAAAAUCUUGA
This is a messenger RNA of Erigeron canadensis, 1239 nucleotides long. RefSeq lists its product as uncharacterized. NCBI's taxonomy places the organism in Eukaryota, Viridiplantae, Streptophyta, Magnoliopsida, Asterales, Asteraceae. The record is from RefSeq and is a predicted model, not a curated record. The transcript has 5 exons. Bases 1 to 1239 code for a protein of 412 amino acids.